Molecule: messenger RNA, 806 nt
Organism: Pieris rapae (cabbage white)
Lineage: Eukaryota; Metazoa; Arthropoda; Insecta; Lepidoptera; Pieridae
Gene: JTBR
Product: protein JTB
Exons: 4
Coding region: 107-574 (155 amino acids)
Biological process (GO): mitotic cytokinesis
Cellular component (GO): cytoplasm; membrane; centrosome
Source: RefSeq, a predicted model, not a curated record
UUCUUUUAUUUCUGGUUCUGAGGAUUAAAAAUAACUAAUAAUAACAACGUUGGAUACGCCUUAUUUUAUACAGAUUUCGACUUAGAAUAGUCUCUAAAUAACAGAUAUGAUUGAAACAUGUUCCAAGAGAUGUAUGUUGUUAGGCACAGUUUCUUUGGGGAUCCUGACAAUUGUUGUUCUUAUAUUAGAAUCACAUCUUGCCGACACAUUGACUGGUAGUCAACGAAGAAAUAAAACGUUUCCAACAGAAAAUAAUUCAACAUGUUGGUUAACACAACCUUAUACAGUAAUAAGUGAAUGUCAUCCCUGUUCCGAUUUUGAAAUACGAAGCAAGAGCAUAGGGGUUUGUAUACACACAAACUUUAAAGAAAUAUUAAGGUGUGAAAAUGGUGAAACAGUUACCAAAAGCUGUGACCGUGUUGCAUAUUUGGAAGAGAGAAAGUACUGGAAGUUUACUAUCUGGUCAUUUUUUUUGGGAGCUGUGUCCUCUUUGGCUGUGAUGCUAAGAAUGCGUGUUCUCAACCACAGGGCAAAAAGACGGGCAAGACAAGUUCUUGCCAAUGGAACAAUUUAAUUACAUUUAUUUGUAAUGAUGUAUGAGUAAAAAUUGAGCCGCAAAAUGUGACCUCAGAGAACAGGUUAUGUAUAGGAAGAUGUAAUUUUUGUUUUUCUGUUGAAAUGUAAAUGUUUAUUUAGCACCACUUGUCUCAACUUAUUUAAAUGUUAAUACAUAUCAAAUAAGAAGAAUUACUCAAUAAUCAGCUUUGUAAUCAUAUAGCUACAUAAAUAAAACUUUUAAUAGUUCA